Messenger RNA from Botrytis porri, 681 nucleotides. RefSeq lists its product as uncharacterized. NCBI's taxonomy places the organism in Eukaryota, Fungi, Ascomycota, Leotiomycetes, Helotiales, Sclerotiniaceae. The record is from RefSeq and is a predicted model, not a curated record. The coding region runs from base 1 to 681 and encodes 226 amino acids. The transcript has 4 exons.
AUGGAGCCAAAUCACACAAAAUCUACUACUAAUACUCCUUUUGUCAAUCUCCGACUUCUCGAGAACAUUAAUCAUCACAUUGAAGCCGAAAUUCCCAAGGAACGGUACAGAGAUUACAAGAUGCGCAGAGAAAACAUAGAUAGCAUGACUCCACCGAUCACUAGCUCUGAGGAACCAACCGUGUCUACACUUGAGGGAUCGGAAGACGAAAGGCUGUCUUCGGAGACACUGUCUGAUACGGAAGAGACAUCAGAAGUUAUUCAAGAAACUCGAGCUGAAACUAAGAAGAGGAGACGCCAAGAACUCCUCGAUAAUCAUGAUGCGAGAUCGUACGAGCUCGUUGUGGAUGGCCUUCUUGAGAGUCAGAUUAGACAUUACGCAGUGCUGCGGCGAUGUGAAUUGGUUUCUGUGCAAGCAAAAGAAGAUAAACAUUAUAAGGAGCAUACUUUUAUUGAGACUAGCGAAGAAUCAGAACCUACACCAAAACAUGGAGAUUCUAUUUCCGAUCUACCCAAUUCACAAUUCUCGAUUAAGAGCAAGAAUCCUAGAUUUUCCUAUAGCGAAAAUAACGUGAGCGCAAUUGGAAAGAGUGGACCUGGCGUCACAAAGAAAGGUCACGUUGCCAAGAAACGGGCAAUUAUCAAAAAGAAGGAUAUGCUCGAGUUGAUGUUAAGGGAAUGA